AUGACAACUGAAAAAGCAGCAGCUACUGCUCCACAACAACAACAGCAACAACAACAAGUACAAUAUGUAUUGAUGCAGAGAAACUAUGAUAAGGAAGGAAAGAAAUUGGUUGGAAGAGAAGUUGAAAGACAUCCAUUGAAUACAGUGACCGCGCCAAGCACUGCCAGUGCAACUACCAAGACACAACAAUUGACUAGUUCAAUGAAGGAGAUGAGUGUUGCUGGUAGCACACCGGUCACCAAUGACGAUCCAUUGGCUGCCGAUCCACUCUCAAAGGCUGCCAAUGAAGCCAAGGUAAACGAUCCAUUGGCAUCGUCAAUCGCUGCAAUGGGUGGUCUCAACACCAUUAAAAACAGUUCACAGAAGGCUCAAUACUACGACGACAGCUACAUCCCAUGGGCAACAAUGAAACCCGGUAUCUUACAACAAUACACCACCGAUGAAUCUUUACCAAUUCAAGUUUCAUUCAUGUCAACAGGUACUUCUGGAAAAGUAAAGAUUUCACUCAAUAGAUUGAAUAAGAUUCUAGAGGAAUUGGAACAGGACAAAGAAGAGAAACAAACUACACAACUAACUCAACCAGAUAUUAUUAUGGAUUUAGAGACUUUAUAUUCAGAGUUGAUCAAAGCAUGGAAUGCUGAAGAACGUGUUCGUUCGCUAAAGAUUGCUAUUCAAACUGCAAAGAUAUUAAAUGAUACAUCAUUAAUUAAAUUCUAUCCAAGUAAAUGGGUGAUUGCAACAGAGAUAUUGGAUACAUUUGGUAAUAUGGUGUAUGAGAGAAUACAAUCACGUAUUAAAUCCAGUCAGGAUAAAGAUCCAACCAAGCGUAAUGAACAUAUCUAUAUCGAUCAGGCAAAGGAGACCUGUAGAAAUUGGUUCUAUAAGAUUGCCUCGAUUCGUGAGCUUCUCCCACGUCUCUACAUUGAGAUUGCCAUCCUGCGUUGCUACGAGUUCAUCGAGGGCGAUCCAAACACCGCACCCCAAGAGGUAGUCACCAGAAUCAACCAGAUGAUUCGCGGUAUCGGUAAUCCGCUCGUUGCCAACUAUAUCCGUGCGUAUCUGGUGCGUCGUGCUCACGAUUUGUGUCCGGCUUUCAAGUCGUUCAUCAUCACCGGUCUCAAAGACUUUGUAUUCACACAGCGACUCUACGAGAAGUCAAAGUAUCUCGAGCAGACACUCCAGACCUAUCGUAUCACACUGACCGAGUAUCUCGGACUGUACAGUCCCUCGCUGGAAUGGGUACUCCAGUGUCUCAGUCACAACGGAAAGCAAGAGGUGCUCGAGGAGGUACUCGGCAUCUUCCGUGAAUCAAAGAACUCGUUGCUCUUGAACCACAUCAUCAGUUCGUUCCCACCCGACUACAUCUGCAACAACUCCACCAUGUUUAGUAACUUUAUCAAAGAGGCCGACUCUUUCUCCUAUCCAAAAUGUCAGCUUUACAGCACAUUCGGUGUCAACCUCGUACUUGGACACCCACCCAAAACACAGGUACUGACCAUCCUCAACGAUGUCUGGAAGGUUGUCUCCUACUUUGAAUCACUCAAAGAUUAUAUCAUGGUUGCCGAAGUAUUCAUUGAAUAUGUAUUAACUCAUUGUACUAUAAAAGAAACCGAUACAUUUUUAAAGGAUAUUCUUAGACAUAUUAUCCCAGAUAAGGCAUAUGAGACAAUUCAAUCACAUCUACAAUCGAUUGUACUAAAGAUUCUUACUCAUAUUCAAGAUUUCAAUGUUUUGGUUGGACUUACCAACUUUUUACCAUUACUCGAUCUUUUCAAUGGUGAAUCUCAAAAACAAAUUAGUAGAUCUACAUUAGAAGCUUUAUCAAGUUCAAAUACAUCAAUCUCUGAUCCAAUUUUAAUAAAUAUCUUUUUAACAUAUGGUAAAGCACUACAUGAUUCACUCAACAGUCUUUCCUACCAAGAUGAAAUCAGACAAGUUACUCAAAUCGUUAAUAAUUGUAUUAAUAAGUUUGAUUUCGGUAAAGAUGUAGAGAAACAAUUAAACUUUUAUGUAGAUUGCAGACAAACAUUUAUUAAUUUCGAUGGUGUCAAGAAUCGUUUGAUUUAUGGUGUAUUGUUGAUUUGUCAAAAGACACUGUUGCUCGUACGUGGUAAGCACACCUCAAAGACAUCGGCAUUCAUUCGUGCUUGUAUUUCCUAUUGUUACAUUACUAUUCCAACUAUCGAAGAUGUCUUUAUGAAGAUGAAUCUCUAUUUCCAAUCGGCAUCGGUAGCUUUCCAGAACCAAGCACUCUCACAGGCCGACUCACUCUUGAAGGCUGCCAUCACUUUGAUCCAAGAGAUUCCAGCGAUCACCGAGUUCCGUCAAGUUAAAUCCACCGAAGAUUGGACCGUCGCUUACCUGUCUGAAUUCAUCUCAUUGUUGGUCGUUGCACCAGGUCAUCCAGAGGCAGGACCAUUCUACUUGAUCAAGGCACUCCACAAGGUGAUCAAGGACUACCAAUGGGAGCGUGCCACCACCGGAAAGGCUAGAGUACUCAUCCAAAUGAUGAAUCUCUGUUCCGCGUGGGCACAAAACUCACUACCAUACCACAUCGAACGUGUAGAGUCCAACGACGAGUUGUUUGCCUCCGAUCCAGAUUUCGUCAGUGAACUCAACGAAUUCUAUGGACUUCUCAUUAAAGAAGUCUUGGCCGAACUCAAUAUUCUCAAAGAUGAAAUCGAUCCAUCAACUCAAAAGAAGAUGGUUUUUGUAUGUCUUGAUUUAAUUAGUGUUACAUUGAAUAUCGCUGAAUUGAACUCAAAGACUGCCUCUUUGAUCUUUAAUUUGUAUAGUUUAGCCAAAAAGUCAAUUCCAACAUCAUCAUACUCUGAAUUGACCUACUUGAAGAACACCCUCAACUACAUUGGAACUUUAAAUAGCUCUAAAUUAGCAGGUGAUCUCUACAACAAAUUAAAUUCCAUUGCCUAA
This is a messenger RNA of Heterostelium album PN500, 2931 nucleotides long. RefSeq lists its product as uncharacterized. Gene Ontology annotation, cellular component: endosome. The coding region runs from base 1 to 2931 and encodes 976 amino acids. Lineage: Eukaryota; Evosea; Eumycetozoa; Acytosteliales; Acytosteliaceae. Gene Ontology annotation, biological process: endocytic recycling. The record is from RefSeq and is a predicted model, not a curated record. The transcript is spliced from 8 exons.